UCUGGAGGAGGGUAUAGUUGUAAUCUUGGAUACAUUGAGAGUUGAAAGCGUCAUGAAAGAUGCGAGAGAAUGGCGCCAGCACCGAUUUGGAUCGUUCACUUGCGCACCAACACCUUUCUUCUUCCCAAAGAAAAAGAAACACUGCUCACUCUUCCACUUCCCACUGCCUUGUUUCUUCGUUACUCUUCUGAAACCCUAAACAGCAUAUCGAGUAGAAAACACAGCAAUUUGCAAUGUGGAAUUGGUUUUGGAAGCAGCCACAGCCACCGCCUCCGGUGGUGCUUGUCCCUCCUCUCUUCGAUUUCCCUCCCAUCUCUGCUCGCACGAGGAUGUUGGAGACAUCCUAUAAUGUCUUGUUUGGGAAACUCGCUUUGAAAUGUCUCUUUGAUGAUUACUAUUACCAAGCGAGACAUUUUACCACUAGAAUCAUGCUCAAGCCCAUUGAUGAUCCUCAUGUUGAUCUCAUUGCAACUGUUUCAGGCCCUCUUGAUAAUAGGACAGAAGAGAACAUUACAGGAAAUGCGUUAUUUCGCUGGCAAAGUGAUGUUAAUGAUCCACAUACUUUUAUAGACCUAUAUGUGUCCACGAUUGAUCCGAUUUUGCAGAUGAGAUCGUGUGCUUACUAUCCAAAAUAUGGAUUUGGGGCUUUUGGGGUGUUCCCUAUGAUAUUGAAGAAAAGAGUAGGCUCUGACGAAAGUGGCAUGAUGGGAUUGAGAUAUGGUUCUGGGAAUCUAUCUUUUGGAGUAACACUUUUGCCUUUUGCCACGAAAGAUGAACUUCCAAAAACUGCAUGGCUGGUAAGCAGGAUGGGAAGGAUGACUGCUGGGGUUCAGUAUGAGCCACAACAGGGAAACGCAAAACUCUCUAAUUUGAUGAACUGGAGUUGUGCCAUGAGCUAUGGUGUUGGAUCAGGGAGCCCCUUGAGUCCAUCCUUCAAUUUUGGUCUUGAGCUUGUCAAAAGCACUCAGUUUGUUGCCUCUUUCUAUCAACAUAUGGUUGUCCAAAGACGGGUGAAAAAUCCAUUAGAACAGAAUUCAGUUGUUGGAAUUACAAACUACAUUGAUUUUGGGUUUGAGCUACAAACAAGUGUUGAUGAUGCAAUAGCAGCAAACAAUAUCUCCGACUCCACUUUUCAAAUUGGUGCAUCCUGGCAAGCUAAUAAAAACUUCUUGCUGAAGGCAAAAGUUGGACCUAGUAGCUCAUCACUGGCACUUGCAUUCAAGUCAUGGUGGAAACCUUCUUUCACUUUCAGCAUUUCAGCCACAAGGGAUCGUGCUGAUGGUAAAGUACAAUUCGGGUUUGGUAUUCAAAGUGAAAGUCUUCGAGAAGCCAGUUAUCAAAGAGCUGAUCCUAAUUUUGUAAUGCUCACUCCAAGCAAGGAGCACCUUGCAGAGGGCAUUGUCUGGGAAACAGGGAAGCGACCUAUGCUACAAUCUGACAUAAAUGCUGGGCAUUUUGAUGGCUUGCCAAGAGAAAUGAGACCUCUUGAUAAAUUUUUGUAACUUCUUUUCCUGUUGGCGAUAAUGUAGAGAUUAAGUGUAACAGGUGAAUAUGCUUUCAUAAAGAAUGUAGUGUAGAGUCACCGCAUUCAACCAAUGAGUACCGAGUAGAAUGUUAAUAUGAGAUUUUGCAGUUUAUGGUACGGAUUUUUGCGACUCAUUUUUUUUAGUAAUGGACGAAGUUGUGUAAUAAUUUGUUACGGAGAGGUGAUGUGUUUUAAUCUAAUAUG
Arachis stenosperma is the source of this 1729-nucleotide messenger RNA. RefSeq lists its product as uncharacterized. The coding region runs from base 234 to 1502 and encodes 422 amino acids. Lineage: Eukaryota; Viridiplantae; Streptophyta; Magnoliopsida; Fabales; Fabaceae. The transcript has 14 exons. The record is from RefSeq and is a predicted model, not a curated record.